AUGUCGGCGUCAGCAUCGCGCGAGGCCGCCGCCUCUCUCUCGAAUCCGCCGCAGCAGGGCACGUUGGCGUUUGCAUAUCGUCGCUCGGUGGUAGCGCUGCAAAACGUAUUUGGACUCAAUCCGGACUCGCAGUACGCCGAACGCGAGCCGCUGCUGAGCAACCACGAUGGCGACGACAAUGCGCCCUCGGAUGCGAAUGGAUACGGCGCGGUGGCAUCGGGGUCGCGCGACGGUGCCUCUUCGCGUCCACGCAUCCGCAAGCCCAAGAAGAUCGUGUCGCAGAGCAAGGUGGAGGCCAAGGUGUGGUUCGCCAACGAGCGUACCUGGAUCUCGUGGCUGCGCGUGUCGGUGCUGAUCGGCUCGUUUGCGCUCGCCCUCUUCAACUCGGACGCCUUCUUCCAGCACCACAACGACGACCAUCCCGGCCACCACAACCAGUACCUAUCGUCGGGCAACAUCAAGAUGUUCGGAGCGGUCUAUGCGGGCAUCGCGGUGCUGACGCUGCUUUGGGGUCUGUAUAGUUACCAGCGAAGGGUGACGCUCAUCAAGACCAAAUACCCGGGCAACUUUGACGACCUCAUCGGCCCACCGCUCAUCUGCGCCGCGCUCUUCAUCGCUGUACUGCUCAACUUUAUCAUCCGCGUCAAACAGCGCGACUACGAGGGCCAUCACUGA
Moesziomyces antarcticus is the source of this 675-nucleotide messenger RNA. RefSeq lists its product as uncharacterized. Lineage: Eukaryota; Fungi; Basidiomycota; Ustilaginomycetes; Ustilaginales; Ustilaginaceae. The transcript has a single exon. The coding region runs from base 1 to 675 and encodes 224 amino acids. Gene Ontology annotation, cellular component: vacuolar transporter chaperone complex; fungal-type vacuole membrane. The record is from RefSeq and is a predicted model, not a curated record.